AAACUGUUAAAAUUAAUGAAAUAGGCUUUUCACACUAAUUUGUUUGGCUGGAUUUUUUUUUGAAAAUAUAUUGGCACAAUUAUUUUUAAUUUUGAAAAAUUAAAUAAAAUGUGAUAACAGACUUUCUAGACAUUGUUGUUUUCCCGUAUCUUGCUUAGCAUUGUGUAUACCGGUGCUUUGAGCACCUUGGAGAUGGUUACUAUUUUGUUUCUAUUUAGUGCAUGUAUGUAUAUAAUAUCAGAUUGUAACACAAAUGGCGAAUUUUUCACUUUGACACACAGCAAUCGAUUACGUGGUACUGUUUUAAAAGAUGGAUCCACGUCAGCAAUUCAAUGCGCGUUAAGAUGUAACUUGGACAAAGCGUGCAAGGAAGGUGGAGUGGUUCACAUUAGCGAACGUGAAAAUAAAUGUAUGAUGAAAAAUGAAAAAGGAGGAAUGUUUUUUGAAGGCAAAAAUACCAUAGUGAUGACAAAAACUCAACUUAAGAAAGAUCACAUUUUAGUAUUAAGAAGAGUGAGUGAUUCUGUCUCUUUUGCAAGAACGUGGUUUGAAUACAAACAUGGAUUUGGAAAUGUCAAAGGAAAUUAUUGGAUUGGAAAUGAAAAACUACACGAAAUGUCACAACGAAAUGUAAAAUUAAGCAUUGAGUUCACACGUUUUAAUGGAGAAAAAUAUUACGCUGAAUACGACAGAUUCCAAGUGGAGAAUGAAGGGGAUCAAUAUAGACUUAACAUUGGCGAUUAGACAGGUAAAUAUAUUUUACUUAGUGGGCGGAAAUGGAUUAUUA
This is a messenger RNA of Hydractinia symbiolongicarpus, 787 nucleotides long. RefSeq names its product angiopoietin-related protein 3-like. NCBI's taxonomy places the organism in Eukaryota, Metazoa, Cnidaria, Hydrozoa, Anthoathecata, Hydractiniidae. Bases 193 to 744 code for a protein of 183 amino acids. The record is from RefSeq and is a predicted model, not a curated record. The transcript has 2 exons.